AGAGCCGGAAGCAGGAAGCAGCCCAGGACCUAGGACCUGCCUGGCUAGGGGCAGUUGGAGGCUUUAGGAGGGCAGGCGGCACUGUGGACGCCAAGAUGUCUGUGUCCACGGAGGAGGUGGAGGCCACAGUUCAGGAAGUCCUGGGGAGACUAAAGAGCCACCAGCUGUUCCAGUCCACAUGGGACACCGCUUCCUUCAUUGUCUUCCUCACUUUCGUGGGCACUGUGCUGCUCCUGCUGCUGCUGGUCAUUGCCCACUGCUGCUGCUGCAGCUGCUGCGGCUCCCCCAGGCCCCACAGGGAAAGCCCCAGGAAGGUGAGCCCCUGGAAGGAAAGACCUAAGGGAGUAGAUAACUUGGCCCUGGAACCCUGACCCUGUGUGUCCUGCCCAUUGGCAGUAACAAAGCCUUCUGUCUGCCCAAA
Sapajus apella (tufted capuchin) is the source of this 421-nucleotide messenger RNA. It is a transcript of the gene SMIM22, whose product is annotated as small integral membrane protein 22. Gene Ontology annotation, biological process: regulation of cell population proliferation. The record is from RefSeq and is a predicted model, not a curated record. NCBI's taxonomy places the organism in Eukaryota, Metazoa, Chordata, Mammalia, Primates, Cebidae. The transcript has 4 exons. The coding region runs from base 96 to 371 and encodes 91 amino acids.